AUGAAGUUGGGAUUCGAAAUUCAACGAGCCUUGCUAGGCUUGCUAAACAAAGCGGCGGUCGACGGCGGCGCGUACGGCCACCUCAUCCAGCACUUUACUACCCGUCACCGACUUCCUCUCCACGCGCUUCAGCUUCAUGCGCGCAUUGUCGUCUUCUCCGUCACGCCUGACAACUUCCUCGCUUCCAAGCUCAUCAAUUUUUACACCAGGGAGAAUCGGUUCCGCCAAGCACUCCAUGUGUUCGACGAAAUUACCGUUCGGAAUGCUUUCUCUUACAAUGCACUUCUCAUCGCGUAUACUUCGCGUGAGAUGUAUUACGAUGCUUUUUCGUUGUUCUUGUCUUGGAAUGGCUCUUCCGGUGCCGCCAGACCAGAUUCUGUUAGUAUCUCUUGUGUGUUGAAGGCCCUGUCCGGUUAUGAUGGUUUUUUGUUUGGUUCACUGGCUCGACAAGUUCACGGGUUUGUUAUUCGAGGUGGGUUUGAUUCCGAUGUCUUCGUGGGCAAUGGGAUGAUCACGUACUAUACAAAGUGUGAUAACAUCGAGUCUGCGAGGAAAGUGUUUGAUGAAAUGUCUGAGAGAGAUGUUGUUUCGUGGAAUUCUAUGAUUUCCGGGUAUUCUCAAAGUGGGUCUUUUGAGGACUGUAAAGAGUUGUAUCAAAGGAUGUUACGUUGCCCUGAUUUGAAGCCUAAUGGAGUCACUGUAAUAAGCGUAUUGCAGGCUUGUGGACAAUCAAGUGAUCUUGUUUUCGGGAUGGAAGUUCACAAGAAGAUGAUUGAGAAUCAUAUUCAGAUGGAUUUAUCCUUGUGUAAUGCUGUGAUUGGGUUUUAUGCUAAAUGUGGUAGCUUGGAUUAUGCAAGAGCAUUGUUUGAUGAAAUGAAUGAGAAAGACUCUGUUACGCAUGGGGCUAUCAUUUCAGGUUAUAUGGCUCAUGGUCUUGUCAAUGAAGCAAUGGCUUUAUUUAGUGAGAUGGAAAACAUUGGUUUGAGUACUUGGAAUGCUGUGAUUUCGGGUCUUAUGCAGAACAAUCAUCAUGAGGAGGUUAUAAGCUCAUUUAGGGAGAUGAUAAGAUGUGGCUCUAGGCCAAACACAGUGACUCUUUCGAGCCUUCUUCCUUCUUUGACAUAUAGUUCAAAUCUGAAAGGGGGUAAGGAAAUCCACGCUUUUGCUAUCCGUAAUGGUGCUGACAGCAAUAUAUAUGUGACUACCUCCAUCAUAGAUAACUAUGCCAAAUUAGGAUUUUUGCCAGGAGCUCAAAGGGUUUUUGAUAACUGUAAAGAGAGGAGCUUGAUCGUUUGGACUGCAAUUAUAACAGCAUAUGCUGUUCAUGGGGACUCUGAUUCUGCUUGUAGACUGUUUGAACAAAUGCAAUGUCUUGGAACUAAGCCAGACAAUGUCACACUAACAGCUGUUCUUUCAGCUUUUGCGCACUCUGGAGAUUCAGAUAAGGCGCAGGACAUAUUUGAUUCUAUGGUAACAAAGUAUGACAUUGAGCCUGGAGUUGAGCACUAUGCUUGUAUGGUAAGUGUUCUCAGCCGGGCUGGAAAACUUUCGAAUGCAAUGGAGUUCAUUGCUAGGAUGCCAAUCGAACCGAUUGCUAAAGUGUGGGGUGCAUUGUUGAAUGGAGCUUCAGUUCUUGGUGAUGUGGAGAUUGCUAGGUUUGCUUGUGAUCGCUUAUUUGAGAUGGAACCUGAAAAUACAGGGAACUACACUAUCAUGGCGAAUUUGUACACUCAAGCAGGGAGAUGGGAAGAAGCGGAAAAUGUAAGGGAUAAGAUGACCAGAAUUGGAUUGAAGAAAAUCCCUGGAACUAGCUGGAUCGAAACUGAUAAAGGAUUACGUAGUUUCAUUGCGAAAGACAGUUCGUGUGAGAGAAGCGAAGAGAUGUAUGAUGUAAUAGAGGGUUUACUUGAGUCAAUGAGCGACAAAGAGUAUAUCAUGAAACAAGAGCUUGAUGAAACUUAUUGAUCCUUUCUUAAGUAUCUCCUAUGCAUUUUCUUGCCAUGAAGUUCAAAGUUUUUUUUCUAGGGGGCAUCUACAGUAAGUGAUGAUUUGUUCUUUUUGGGGCUUUUUAAAGAGUUGCUAUUUAAUGAUUUUGUUCCCCAUGAUUUUUGUAGUUGUGAUUGAACACACAUGGGGUUGAAUAGUUGAUAGAAGCAGCAAAGCCCAAGCUUCAACUUGAGAGUAAAUGAAGUGAUUUUGAUUGAAAUGGUAGGGUUGCUAAUAAGAAUAAGAACAUCACUUUUUUAUGAUUCA
Molecule: messenger RNA, 2253 nt
Organism: Camelina sativa (false flax)
Lineage: Eukaryota; Viridiplantae; Streptophyta; Magnoliopsida; Brassicales; Brassicaceae
Product: pentatricopeptide repeat-containing protein At2g37310
Biological process (GO): RNA modification
Molecular function (GO): RNA binding; protein binding
Source: RefSeq, a predicted model, not a curated record